Messenger RNA from Alosa sapidissima (American shad), 1127 nucleotides. RefSeq names its product cerebellin-1-like. Lineage: Eukaryota; Metazoa; Chordata; Actinopteri; Clupeiformes; Clupeidae. The record is from RefSeq and is a predicted model, not a curated record. The transcript is spliced from 3 exons. Bases 46 to 786 code for a protein of 246 amino acids. Gene Ontology annotation, molecular function: protein binding.
GUGUGUGUUGAGCAUGAGGAUUGUGUGUGUGUGUUGAGCAUAAGGAUGAAGACUCCUGGAGCUGUGCUGCUGGUGCUGGGGUCUGCUCUGGUUGUGGUUGCAGCAGAGAGCGGACACACAAAUCUCCAAGAUGAAGCUCCAGGGCCUGCCCAAACCCAACAAAGCUGCCAACCGGACAUCUGCACUGUGCUGAGAGAGAUGACCGCUCUGAUAACGGAGCAGACAGUGGAGCUCAGACACACCAAGACACAAAUGGAGGCCAUGGAGACCAGACUGAGAGCCAGUGAGAAGACAGUGGAGGAGCAGAGAGUGGAGCUCAGACUUACCAAGACACAAAUGGAGAAACAAAUAGCGGAACUGAAGAAAGACAAUGGAGACAGUAAGGUGGCUUUCUCCGCUUCCUUUGCUGUGUCGGUGAACAAACACAUCGGACCCUUCAACACUGCAACCACCCUGAUCUUCAACCACGUGUUCAUCAACAUCGGCAGCGCCUAUGACCCCAACACAGGCAUCUUCACGGCUCCUGUGAGAGGAGUGUACCAAUUCCGCUACCACAUCUUUGCUGGUGGUACCCACGGAGCGGGAGCCAACCUCCUGAAGAACGGUCAGCACGUGGUGGCCGCCUACAACCACAUAGCCUCCCAUGACAUCAACACCUCCCAGGGGGUGUCCCUGCAGCUGGAGAAGGGUGACACUGUGUGUCUGCGUCUGGGACAGGGGGCCUGGGUAUCUGCCUACACAGGGCAUUACACAACCUUCAGCGGGCAACUCCUCUUCCUCAUGUGAUGGGGAGGUGCCUACAUACACACACACACAAACACACUCACUCACAUACACACAAACAUGCUCACAUACAAACACACACAAACACAAAGACAUACACACACACUCAUGCUCACAUACACAAACACAUACACACACAGCAUGCAUGCAGGAGGUCAUGUUUACUGUGCACUCACAGGAAUACAAACACACACACACACACAAAUUCUCUCCUCCAUCUUUGACAAGUGAUUCAUCUUUAUUUUCAAUAACUAGGAUGAUUGUACUGUAUGAACAGAUGACUUUACAAUGUGAUGUUCAACAGUAUUUACCACUGUUUAUAAAAAUAAAGGAGCUUAUUUGGA